GAACAGAUACCCGCUUCUGAUACUACUAUCAUUUGUGAUCAUAUGCCAAUUAUAAAAAUGAAAUACUCCGUUUUAAAACGACGUGGUUUGUACUGUAAUACCGUUAUGUUAAAAAGGCAAUUCGUUUUGUAACAACUUGAUAAGAACUGCAUGUCAAAAAUCGAAUGUGCUGUCAGCGACGUCUAUUUAAAUCAAUAGCUCAAGCAUGUCGAGUAGACAAACUUCCUCACACGCUAUUAGUUCUCGAGCGUGCUUCCUCUUCAGAGAACACACUCACCUCUUCCACUAUCUACGCUGUUUGACUUCUUGACGCUGUUGGACAUUAAAGUCGCAUGUUUAUAUAAUCCCUUUGAAGAUACUAUGUUUGGUUUCUGAGGGGGUGAAGCGGUCAGAUCAGAAUGCAGAGCAUCAAGUGUGUUGUGGUAGGAGACGGCGCAGUGGGAAAGACCUGCCUCCUCAUCUCCUACACCACCAACGCCUUCCCUAAGGAGUACAUCCCCACUGUGUUUGAUAACUAUAGUGCCCAGGUGACUGUGGACAACAGGACUAUAAGCCUCAACCUGUGGGACACGGCAGGCCAGGAGGAGUACGACCGCCUGCGCACCCUCUCCUAUCCACAGACCAACGUGUUCGUCAUCUGCUUCUCCAUCGCCAGCCCACCGUCCUUCGAGAAUGUCAAGCACAAGUGGCACCCUGAGGUAACCCACCAUUGCCCAAAUACGCCCAUCCUGCUGGUGGGCACCAAGAAAGACCUGCGUAACGACCCGGAGGUGCUGAAGAAGCUGAAGGAUCAGAACCAGACAACCAUCACCCAACAGCAGGGCGCCGCCCUGGCCAGGCAGAUCCAUGCCAUAAAGUAUCUGGAAUGCUCAGCGCUGAACCAAGACGGAAUCAAAGAGGUGUUUGCUGAGGGCGUGCGAGCCUAUCUCAACCCGCAACCGGUUACCACCAAGAAACCCUGUGUUAUAUUGUAGUAGAUGUGCAAUCACUGCAGCAAAUCCAAUAGAACGAUAUUAAUUAAUUUAAUGUAUAAACCAUUGGAGUUGAUGUAAUUGUGAAAUGUGUAUUUGUUGUACUGCCCAUAAGAAACACUGCAAGAUCAGGACUACCCUGAGAAGGGGUUCGUUGGAGUGCAUGGGAGGCAGAGGCAUUGGUUCAACAGGCAUGCCUCAAAACUCAUCUGCGACUUCAAUAAGUAGGCGAAAGGUCCAUGGUAAAAUGAUGUGCUUAAAUAACUUUGAGAAUCUUUGCUUUAUAUGCAUUAUUUUGCCCUCUUCCUUUAAAGAAUUUGACAUGCAAUACCUGAGACGUGAUGGGGAGAUUAUUUUAUUUGACCGUGUUUUCCUAUGCUAAUUUUGGCAGGUAUGGCAUUUAGAUAUGUAUUUUAAACAAUAUGUGUAAAAAGAUUUUUCCAUUAUUUUUUUAUUAUAAUUAUUUUUCCAAUGUACAGUAUGGUGGGUUUGCAAAGCUGUGAUAGAAGUAUAUUUAGACCAUCAGUUUUAUAGCGGGGUACCUUGCAUGACUAACAAGCCACCAUGUUGGUUCACUUUGCUUAAAUGUGUUAAAUGCUGGACACAAAAGAGGAAAUGCAGAUAGGGGUUUCUGAUAACGCAUGCAUAUGCUGAUUUUCCUAUCGAGGUUAUUAGUCAGUGUGUGAGAAUGCGUAAAAGAGAGAGAGAGAUCAAAAAAGGGAACCUGGCACUAACUUCCCUCUGAAAGUCCAUAGCUUGCUAACUAUUUUGCUUAAUUUGGGGUUCUGGGAGUUUUUCAAUGUUGUGUAACUGUGUUAAGUCUCACAAGCCUCCACAGUGCAUGCUUUCAAAUAGAGUGGUUGAAGAGUAAAAUCUGUUAUUUCUUUGCUUGCAGCUAUCACUGACAAACCAAGGACCAUAAAACGUACGCUAACUAUAAUAUUUGGCAACAGUUCUAUUUAGGGGAUUGUGGCUGCUGUUCUUUGACUGUGAGGCAGUGGGGUAUGUCAAAUAUGUUGACAUAUUGGAUGCUGUUACUGCUAACAACAUAUAUUUGACAAAAUUCUGAUUUCCAGUUCAUAAUCCAUGUAUUAUAUUUUUUUAUUCUGCUCACCCUCGCCCCCUAGCCUAAAAAUAAAUAUGAUUAUAACCCA
This is a messenger RNA of Esox lucius (northern pike), 2125 nucleotides long. RefSeq names its product rho-related GTP-binding protein RhoG. The coding region runs from base 399 to 974 and encodes 191 amino acids. The record is from RefSeq and is a predicted model, not a curated record. NCBI's taxonomy places the organism in Eukaryota, Metazoa, Chordata, Actinopteri, Esociformes, Esocidae. The transcript is spliced from 2 exons. Gene Ontology annotation, biological process: cortical cytoskeleton organization; small GTPase-mediated signal transduction; regulation of cell shape. Gene Ontology annotation, molecular function: protein kinase binding; GTPase activity; GTP binding. Gene Ontology annotation, cellular component: cell projection; cytoplasmic vesicle; cytoskeleton.